Messenger RNA from Penicillium bovifimosum, 1224 nucleotides. Its product is annotated as agmatinase. The record is from RefSeq and is a predicted model, not a curated record. The transcript has 2 exons. The coding region runs from base 1 to 1224 and encodes 407 amino acids. Gene Ontology annotation, molecular function: metal ion binding; agmatinase activity. Lineage: Eukaryota; Fungi; Ascomycota; Eurotiomycetes; Eurotiales; Aspergillaceae.
AUGCCUACCUGGAAAACCCUCCUCACGCUGGCUCUAGCCGGCACCGCAGCCUCAUGCUCCCACCACAACGACGCCGAAGUCGUACCCGAGCAUGAGCGAGCAGAACUACUCAAGAAGUGGGAUCAGGAGUGGUCCUUCUCCGGCAUCGCCAGCUUCGCCCACCUCAAACCCGUAAAAUGCCUAAUCGAACCCGACGAACACUACGACAUCGCCAUAAUCGGCGCCCCCUUCGACACAGCCGUCAGCUACCGCCCAGGCGCCCGGUUCGGGCCACGAGCCAUCCGCGCCGCCAGCGCACGCCAAAUGGCCGGUACUAGCUACAACACGCGGGCAGGGAUAAACCCGUACCAAUCCUGGGCGAAGAUCACCGACUGCGGCGACAUCCCCAUAACGCCCUUCGACAACGGCCUCGCCGAGCGACAGAUGUACGAAGCCUUCCUCGAGCUAGGCUCGAGGCGGAUCGUCAACAAAGCGCCCAACGCCAAGGGCAUCGGCGCCUCGCACCCGAAGCUCGUCACGCUGGGCGGUGACCACAGCGUUGCAUUGCCGGCGUUGCGGGCUUUGCAUAAGAUCUACCAGAAACCAAUUACGGUUCUGCACUUCGAUGCGCACCUCGAUACGUGGAAUCCGGUUCGGUACAGUGCUUACUGGCAGUCUGAGCAGACGCAGUUUAACCACGGGUCGUUUUUCCAUAAGGCGAGUCGCGAGGGACUGAUUUGUAAUUCUACUUCUGCGCAUGCGGGUUUGCGGACCAGACUUACAGGUGUUGAUGCGGGGGAUUAUUUGAAUCCCGGGCCGGAGCAGGGUUUCACGCGCAUUCAUGCGGAUGAUAUUGAUGAGUUGGGGCCUAUGGGGGUUGUGGAGGCUAUUAUUGCUAGGACGGGGCUUGAUCCCGAGCAGCCGGUUUAUCUUUCUGUUGAUAUUGAUGUGUUGGAUCCGGCUACGGCGCCUGGAACGGGCACCCCGGAGCCCGGUGGUUGGACUACCAGGGAGUUUAUUCGCAUUCUGAGGGGGUUGGAGAAGUUGAAUCUGGUUGGCGCGGAUAUUGUGGAGGUUUCGCCGGCUUAUGAUAAUAAGGGGGAGACUACGGCACUUGCGGCCGCGCAGGUUGCUUUUGAGAUUAUUACUAGUAUUGUUAAGUCGGGGGUUGAUGAGGAGAUUGGGGGGUGGUAUCCUUGGAUAGAGGUUGAGGCGAAGAAGAAGGAGGCUAAGGAUGAGCUUUGA